AUGCCCGCUGGAAAAUUCUCUACAUUUAUAAGGAGAAUGUUCUGGCUGACGGGAACAAAAUUUGAGAUUAUUGUGAAAAGUUCGUUUGUUGAAAAGAAAUCCGAUUGGCUUAUGCAUCCAAUGCUGGCAUCACAAUGGUUCACAGCCGAGUGUUGUAAUCAAAUCGGCUUUGCACCAUUCAAAAUACCUGAAACAUCAAGUUUUCCACUUGGUCGGCAAUAUUGUGGCGUUCCGCCACACUUUACCACGCCAUUUGAAGCUUGGAAUACUCAUCGCUCUUGCCUUGCUUCUCUUGUCAUGGUGAUGACUGGUACACCAAGCUCCAGUUGUCUAGAUCUAGAUUGCUUGAUUGCCAUCGGCGGAGAUGCCAAGCUUACCGAAUACGCAGUACCCUCUUUUACGAACGUUGGUCCCGUCAAUUAA
This is a messenger RNA of Sclerotinia sclerotiorum 1980 UF-70, 423 nucleotides long. RefSeq lists its product with no specific name. Bases 1 to 423 code for a protein of 140 amino acids. NCBI's taxonomy places the organism in Eukaryota, Fungi, Ascomycota, Leotiomycetes, Helotiales, Sclerotiniaceae. The transcript has 3 exons. The record is from RefSeq and is a predicted model, not a curated record.